CACGGAGCGUCCGGAUCACAGCUGCCUGAACAUCAGCGGGAGAGUUCCCACAGCCUCGUCUGCCCAGAUCCGAUGCAGGAGGCUUAGACUCACUUUACAAGAUCAGGAUCAGUCAACCGGCAACUCGGAGCGUCACAGCAACAAGGAGAACGUCGUCGCAGAAGGGCCUCCACAGAAAGCAGAGGAGAAGGAAGAAACACUCAUCACUCCAACAGAAGAGAAAGUUGAAGUCAUUACGGUUUACCUGGAAGCGCGUCCAGAGGCAGCAGAGAGCGUCAAGAUGCUGACGGACGAAGUGUCGCAGAUUCAAGAAGUGAGGUACUGUCUGAAGACUCUGAGAGAGCAGAUGGCAGCCAGACAAAACACAAACAACAACAAGUAUCCAGCCAAUGGCUUCAGAGUCCAUGUGCCCGGCAGCCAGCCAGCUGUCACCAAUGGCAACACUGUUCUCCCUAAAUCGGAAGCUCAGGUCGGGGAUAAUCAGGAGGAGAGUGUGCGGCUCAGGGAGGCGACCCAGCGUCUGUACUCGCAGCUGAAGGAGAUGGAGAAGAGGCAUCAGGAGGAGAAGGAGAGAAUGCAGGCAGAGGCAGAGGAGUGUAGCGUCCGUGUGGCGGAGCAGUCUACGCGUCUGCAGAAGGUGGAGGAGCAGUCGGAGGAGAGGGGUCAGCAGGUGGAGGAGCUGCAGAGGCUGCUGGGAAACAUGGAGAUCGAGAGCGGCGUCCUCAGAGACAAGAUGGCCGCAGGGGAGGCAGAGCUGCUGCAGCUUAGAGCAGACGGGGAGGAAAGUGAGGAGAGUGAGGAGAGGUGUGAACAGCUGGAGACGGAGGUGGCCGGCCUGAAGGAGAAGAUUCAUCACCUUGACGACAUGUUAAAGAGCCAGCAGAGGAAAGUUCGCCACAUGAUCGAACAGCUGCAAAACUCCCGGACGGUGAUCCAAGAGAGAGAUCACUUCAUCAGGGAUCUGGAGGAGAAGGUGGCUUUCCUGGAAGCUGAGAACAGACAAAUGCAUGACCACAUGGAGUACUUCCUGGCAGGCCAGGAGCCUCUGACGCCCACUGAGAACAAACCAGAGGUUGUUUACAGUAAAACAUUUACACCGACGUCACCGACCAACAAGACCCUCCCGUUCAUCAAAGUCAUCGAGAUCAUGUCCUGAGUGGGGUGUCAACCAAAAUAAUGAUUACAGUGUAAAUGUAUAUUUAACCACACACCUUUAUGAAACAAAGAUCUGGAGUAUUUCAAAAAGGCUUGCUUAACAGACCUCAUGGUGACGAAGCACUUGGUCCUUUUUAGAACCUCAGCUACUUUUGAGGCUGUUCGGCGUACCUUCACUGAGUCUCUAACAGAAUCUAAAGAAGGAAAGUUAUGGGGAACUCAACUUAGGAUCCAAUGAUAGGAGGGAUUCUUGAAAGGAAACAAGAAAGAAGAUGUGCAUUGCAUAGAACUUUUGUGAACUUCAUACAUGAUAUGCAGCACGAGUGAAGUUACGUUUAUUUUCCAACUCUAGUUCUCCAAUGCAGAAAUAAACUGCUUGAAAGGUCAAUUCAAAAGGAUGGAUUGAGACUAAUAUCUGUUUACAUUGUACAUUUCUCUGUUACAAACUGAUUUGGAAAACCUUAUACAAAUCUACAAUUAGAUUAUAUUUUCAGCACUUCUUCAACCUACAGCCUGUUAACCAUGACCCUCAGCUGCAGGGUCACAUUCCUCAGUGCUUUGCACCACACUGCUAAUGGCAGGCAGUUAGCUAUUUCAAUGCUAACGUAUGAUUAAUGUUUAACUUAAAUGUAUUCCUCUGACAUAAGAGUGGGAUUAAUGUAAGACAAGUGAUGCUAUAUAUAUUAUAAAGUUAACCUUUAUUUUAUUAAUGCUGGAAAAUACUUAUUAUAAGGCUACAUUUAGAGGCUAGUUUUUAUUUCUUAUCUAUGCUGCCAAGUACUGCCGCAACAUCCUUCGUAUAUAUCCUGCUUGUGCUAAACGUUUGCAUAUUUAAUAACCACCUUGAACUGAUAACUGACUUACAUAAUAAUAAUACAUUGUCUGUAUGCUUUUUCUGUAAAAUACUUUCAAUCCAGUAUGUACAUUUUUAUAAAGUCCCAUUUACUGUGAACACUGAAGUUGUCUGUUGCUGUAGUGUAGACUGUCAUCAUUUGUUUCAACCUUUAUAUAUAGUCUAUGGUUUCAACGAAAAUCCUUUUUUUUCCCGAUUCAUUUGAUGUACUCUUUGAGUUUUUCACACCUAACUUGUAUCGACUGUGUUGCAUCUUUACUCCUUGACCUUGUACUGCCACCUAGUGGAGAUAAUAAAGACAAUGGAAAUGAA
Molecule: messenger RNA, 2320 nt
Organism: Gymnodraco acuticeps
Lineage: Eukaryota; Metazoa; Chordata; Actinopteri; Perciformes; Bathydraconidae
Gene: tuft1b
Product: tuftelin 1b
Exons: 12
Coding region: 281-1156 (291 amino acids)
Biological process (GO): intracellular signal transduction
Cellular component (GO): intracellular anatomical structure
Source: RefSeq, a predicted model, not a curated record